Molecule: messenger RNA, 753 nt
Organism: Dermacentor albipictus
Lineage: Eukaryota; Metazoa; Arthropoda; Arachnida; Ixodida; Ixodidae
Source: RefSeq, a predicted model, not a curated record
AUGCCGCUUGCAAAAAGCAUAGAGAAAAGCAGAGGCAGGUGCCUAUCGGUAUUUUUUAAGGCUAAGACCCACAAGGCAGAUUCACCAUUUAGGACCAUUAUUAGUGAAUCUGGUUGUUGGCAGAAGAAUGUGAGCCAAUUCCUGCAAAAGAACUUAAAGUUUCUAAUAGUGAAAGACCCUUUCCGAACAAAGAAUUCGAAUGACGUGGUGCAGUUCUUGCUUGGGAAUAAGGAUGUAGGUUAUGGUUUUUCUGUUGAUGUUGAAGAUUUAUUUUAUUCAGUUCCACAGCGUCAACUCCUGUCUUCGGUACAUGAAUGUAUUGAGUAUAGUGGUACGAUCUCGUUCCAGAAUCAUGUCGGACUUUCAGUGGGAAAUUUUUUAAGUCUUUUAGAAUAUUACCUUAGAGCUACUUUUAUUGUUUUUAAUGACCAACCGUAUUUACAACGGAAUGGUAUUUGUAUUGGAUCAUGUGUUGCUCCCGUCCUUGUGGAUAUUUUUUUGUCUAGUGUGGAUCAUUCUUUAGACCAUGCUUUUAUUGAGCGGAAAGUUUUAAAAGUUUUUAGAUAUGUCGAUGAUUUUUUGGUAUUUUUAUCGCUUGACUCGUCCUACCAGGAUACGAUCAAUAAUGUUUUAGAAGAUUUUAAGAUACAUGGACAAGGUCUUACGUUUACCCACGAGAGUCCACAAAACAGUGUAUUGCAGUUCUUGGAACUGAAGCUUGAAUUCUGUGAACGCCAUUGGUUGAAGCUCUGA